CUGCUUACACAAACACUCGCAUCCUCCUCUCCUCUCCUCCUUCAUUUCCUCCCUCUCUUCUAUUUUCUAUGGGCGGAGAAACGGAAAUGUGGGAGGUGUGUUUUCUCUACGUCUCCGUGUUUCUUUCACGGAAGAGAUCGGAGCCAGAGAAGCGCGUCUGACUCAAGGACGAAGCGGACCUACGGUGAUAGGAAGCAAAAUAAACGGAGCACAGAGGAGCAGCAGGAGAUCCGUGCGCACCCGCAGAGGAGCGGAGGUUCGGCUGCAGCAGACAUGGGACUGCGGCUGUCCUCGUAGCGGAACCAGGCGACCUGCGGACCAGAGGGAGGACAGGCACCGGGAGCAGACAUGGCCCACGUAGGCAACGGAGCGGCCGCAGAGGAGGAGGACUGCUUCGAAGAUGCCUUUGAUCGGAUACCUGCGGCGGGUAACAUGGAUCUGCAGACUGCCAUCCAGGAGACUCAGUGUGCUCUCAACCUCGUCCUCAACAACAAGUUUUCUCAAGCCCUGGAUCUCCUCAAACCAUGGUGGAGGGACAGCAUGUACCACGCUCUGGGAUACAGCAGCAUCCUGGUGAUGCAGGCUACCAUGACCUUUGAGCACAGAGACAUCCAGACUGCCAUGGCAACCAUCAAGGAGGCGUUGCACACCUGUCAGAGGUUCAGGAAGAAGAACUCGAUGGUCGGAUCUUUGUCUGGGUUGAUCAGCAAACAGUCCAACCUGCAGGAAGGAGAGAUGCACGCAGAGCUUUGCUACGCUGAAUGUCUUCUGCAGAAAGCAACGCUGACAUUUGUACAGGAUGAGAACAUGAUCAGUUUUAUCAAAGGAGGGAUCAAGAUUCGUACCAGCUACCAAAUCUACAAGGAUUGUCAGAAUGUGCUGAAUGUCACUCAAGACCUGGCUAGCCAGUCAGAUUCAUUUAGACAGUUUGAAGGUGGAGUCAAGUUGGGCAUUGGAUCUUUCAACCUGAUGUUGUCACUCCUUCCUCAGAGAAUUUUGAGGUUGUUGGAGUUUAUCGGGUUCUCAGGAAACAGGGGGUUUGGUUUGUCCCAGUUGAGAGAGGGAGCCUCCAGCCACAGUUUGCGGUCAAUCCUCUGUGUUCUGACUCUGCUCUUCUACCACACAUAUGUCUCACUCAUACUGGGAACUGCAGAGGGGAACUUGGUGGAAGCUGAAGCUCUGCUGGAGCCAUACCAACAGAAAUACCCCAAAGGUUCCAUAAUCCUCUUCUACUCUGCUCGCAUUGCCGCGCUGCGAGGAAACUUUCAGAAGGCUCGGGCCAGGUACGAGGAGUGUGUGAGCAGCCAGCAGGAGUGGAAGCAGAUUCACCACUUGUGUUACUGGGAGCUUAUGUGGACUCACUCUUACCAGCAGGAGUGGGAACAGGCGUACCACUACGCUGACUUGCUGUGCAAGGAGAGUCGCUGGUCCAAGGCUAUCUAUGUUUACCAGAAGGCAGCCAUUUUAAGCAUGAUGUCAGAGGAGGAGCUGAAGAAGACGGGGGAGAAUGUUGUGGAGCUCUUCAGGCAGGUGGAGGGGCUGAAACAGCGCCUGGCUGGGAAGUCCAUUCCAACUGAAAAAUUUGCAGUGAGGAAGUCCAGGCGUUACAAAGCUGCUAACCCCAUCCCCCUGGUCAUCCCUUUGCUGGAGAUGAUGUACGUUUGGAAUGGUUUCACCAUCGUUGGAAAGCGAGCCGACUGUACCGAGUCCCUGCUGGUAACCAUAGAAAAGGCAGAGGAACAGCUUCGCAAUGACCCCAAUCCAUCGGAGUUUCACACAGAUGACAGCUGUCUGGUCCAGAUGUUGAAGGGACUCUGCCUGAAGCACCUGGGCAGGUUACUGCAGGCUGAGCUGUGCUUCACACAGGUGCUCUCCAGUGAGGGUCGGAUCAGAUAUGAUCACUACUUGAUUCCUUUCACCCUUUACGAGUUGGGUCUGCUGUAUAAACAACAGGGAGACUUCCUUAAGGCCACCACCUAUAUCGAAAACGCCAAGACAAACUACAAGGACUACUCCAUGGAGUCCAGACUGCACUUCAGGAUCCACGCAGCCCUUAACAGCCUCAAAGGAUCACCUGCUGGCACCCCAUAAUAGGCAAAAAAACCUGAUUUAGACUGCAGCUGUUUGUUCAGUUUGUUCAGCUGGAGUGAAGAAAGAAGUGGAGGUGUGUUUGGGUUUUAAGAUUACACAUCCACCUGGGUAUUUCUUUUUUUUUGUUCAGACUUAUGUUUUACAUUUUUUAUUUAUUUUUGUGCAGUUUGGAAAGAUGGGAUUAUAAUUACUUGCACAUGCACUUCUACCAGUUAAAAUAAAGACUUUACUGGUAGAUAGAGCAAUCGUUCAAUCAAUACAGGUUUAUUUGUAACUUAAAAAUUCAUACAGGCUCUUUUUGAGUCCACACGGCUCUUUCACUCAGAGACACUUUGCAUAGGAGAAAAACUAUGAAGUCCUCAGAUUCCAUAGGUAAUAUCUAAUUGGAGUGCUGCAUCUUUUCAUGUAAAAGCACAAGUUAAAAAACUAGAGAUUAUAUGUCAGACCACAAGAGGGACCCAAUGACUGACAAAUCAUCUAGGAAAUCCAGUCAACAGGUUUAUCAAGUUCUCUUUUGCAGCUCUAUAUUAGUUUCCUUGCAUUUCUCUGUCUGAAUGGACCCAAAAUUUAAAUCUACUGUCUAUGAUUUCAGUUUUUCAUCAAGGAAGACAUAUAUAAUUUUUUUUUUUUUAUUUAUUUUUUUUUUAGGGCUGAAUCAUAAACAGGAAGACAGAUGUGCAAACUGCUAAAGAUGAACACUAGGAACACACCGCUCAUCUUUAGCAGUUUAUUUUCUUUCUGCAUUUUCUUUGCCUUUUUCUUUACCUACAUGCCACACGUGCACGUGAUGCACAAAUGUGUCCGUGCAUAAGCAAUCACAGCCUUCUCACCGACUGUGGCUUAAACAGGAAACACAGACACGGCGUAAAACACUCAUUCCAAGCUCACACAGACUGGGCAAUAUGCAGAUUUAAAAGAACAACACAGUAAUGGCUGUAAACGCACACAUUUAGCAGCAAUACAAACAAAUCUGUGCUGUUAGUAAGUUCUGAGUUAUUCUGUCGGUAUGUGAGAGUCCAUGUUCUAUGUCUCAAACGCAGAGCAGCUUUGGUGGCAGGGAUUGUCUCUUAAGAAGCCUGAAAUAAAAAGUUGAAAAGCAAAACAAUCUAACAGUUAAUUUAUCUGUUAUGUUGAUUUUUUUUAAGUUUCUGUUUUGUCUACCACUACAAAUCCAUCCAUGAGUUUAAAAAAUCCUUACCUGUGAUGAAAUGCUCCUUUAUACAGCCCCUCAGUUCAUCUUGAAUCUGAAACAAGUCAUUUGAGAUCUCGACGUCUUUUUUUCUUUACUUCUCAAAUCAGAGCAAACUGUCAUAAUAGUCGUUUUGUAUGUUUUUGACAAAAAGCUAGACAGAGCUAGACAUUAAUCGCUUUCCAGUAAGCUACGGUACUGCAUAAUCUGUCCAUCUUCUGAUGCUGUGAUAUAUGAUAGUUUGCCAUGUGGAACUGUUACUUUCUAGUUAAGACACACUAGUCUGGGGGAAGGUGUUGAAAGAUCAUCCAAGGAGAGUCCCCUGGAAAUACCUAAGAAUAAUUUAAUUAAAGAAAACCGCAAAGUACGGACCAAACCAUGGACUGAUGACUUCCUACACUCCCUUUAAGUAAGCAAACUACUUUGGCCAAAAACACACACAAUGCUAAUACUACUGAUAAUAUUCAUCACAAUACUCAUAAUAAUAAAUAUCCUAAAAACAGUUUUCUUGACAUCAACAUUCGCCAUUAACACCCUCAGAUAACCUGUUCCAAAAUCUUAGUCUAGUGCUUACUUUGAAAUAUGUAUUUUUUUUGUUACUUUUUUUUUCUUUCAAUUUUAGCCACAAAACCUGAACCUCAGUUGGUCAUAGACGCUGAAUUGAACAGUCAGUCAGCACAGUCAGUGCUGGUGGACAAAGGCUGACUGCAAUAUUUCAGAAUCACUUGCAAUAUUGUCCAAAAUUACUGUGUUUGAAAUGUGUGCAAUACAUUUUGAAAGCCAUAAUUCUCGUUGCCUUAGACUGAGAUUAAGUUGCCCUGAAAACAAUGCCAGCUCUGGCACAAGCGGGAACUUGUACUCCACACCUGUUUUGAGUAUAAAGUGUGGGGUUAAUGAAUACUCGGCAAAAAGAAAUAUCUGCUCUUUAUCUGCUCAAAGAGAUGAUUUCUUCAUACUGAAGCAGCUCUGCCUUUGGGAAAUAUUUGCAUAACUAAACCAUCCCUCACUCCAUGUUUACUCAACUCUGUUGAGAGAAAAUACCAAGACUAAAGGCUUCACAUUAGUCCUGGUUGAUGUACUGAUUACAGCUUUGGCUAUGAUCACACAUGUUAUGGAAGAUUUCUAUUUGUUUCUUUCUUUAUGAUGUGUUGCUUUCUGUUAACUAUUAUAAAUUAUGUGGAUCUGCAGUGUACAUGAAAAGCAGCUUUAGUGUUUAAACAUGUACAGAUAAAUCACGAGAAGCACAAUCUAUACCUAAACAAGAUUUUAAUAUUAUAAUUAUUAUUAUUAUUGCUGUUGUUUUGAUGUGCUGUAUGUUAACACAAUGGAUAAUAACUCAUUUCUCAGAAGUCAGUGAAGGAAAGUUUAUCCCUAAAAUGUUGUAAGCUUAAAUAAUAACGUCUAAAAAAACUGGACACUAAUGUGUCACAUCUUUGCUUCCAUUUUAAACAUCAAUGUGAUCGACCCACUUAAGUUGUACUUGAAUAAAUGACGAUUAGCCUUCUCCAUGUCAUGAAUGUAUCAACCUAAAGACCAAAUUCUCCAUGUGUGUCUUGAUUGAUGUGUGUUUUUAUUUUAUUUUAUUUGGUGUGUGUUUUCUGUGCCUCUAAUUGUUUGGAUGUAAUUUUUUCAUGUCUUUGUGUGAUCUGCUUUGCUUCCAAAAUAGGUAAUUUGCCAACAUUCACUGAUGACUUUAAUAUUUAUAUCAGAAAUAAUAACAAUUGUACGUAAAAGACCACAGUCAUCUGUCUAUAAAAGUUGUAGUAAUGAAAAUGGUCCCAGUUUUGUCCAGUGAGUAUAUUGCAGUGUUACUGCUAGCUACAAGACUAAAAAUCUGACUGUGGAUUGAUAGAAAUGAAUAGGUAGUUUUUAAAUGAUAUUCUGUGUCUCUCUGUGCAAUAAAAUGUUGCUUUAAAAAUGCAAGAUGCAGUUUUAGCAUUGCAGUCAUCAGUAGUUCCUCCAUGCUAGUUUUUCCAAAUUUGCAGCUCAAUUUCUUGGUCAGACAAAGCUGACAUUCAGAAAUGACUCGGCACAGGAAGUAAGGAAGUCUGAAAACAUAAAUUAAAAUAAUGCAACUAAAAAUAGUGAUAAAAUAAUUUGGAAACAAGUGUUGUUCCUGCUGUUAUCUCUGUUCUGUAUAUUUUUUUUAGUAUUAUUAACUGUAGGCACAUUGGCAGGUCUUGUUCUUUGGCAUGAAAUUUAAAACCUGCUAACACCAAUAUAAUUAAUUUGAAUUAUAAACAAAGAAUAGGACUUCUUUAGUUAAAUCUAAAAAAAUAAAAUAAUAUACCAAAGACAGCAAUCUUACAGAGGUAAAAUUAUAUAUUUGCCCCAACAAGGUAAUUCCCAAAGAGCUAUUAUCCAAAAACCUGGCAUAUCUUACCAUGGUGUGCACUGGGUCCUUAAAAAAUAUGAGGACAAGAACAAUAAAAGAAGGACUGGCAGGCCUAAAAACUAACUACAGCAGUAUCUGAAAGUCAGCAUAAAUUAACGAUCAACAAUUCAAUUCAAACUUCAUUUGUAUAGCACAUUUAAAAACAACAGAGUUGACCAAAGUGCUUCACAAUCGGUUAAAAACAAGAGAAAACAAUAGAGAAACAAAUAUAGAUAAAUGAGAAGACAAUGAAUUAACAAUAAAAACAAGAUAAAUGAUCAUAAUAAAAUAAUAGGUAGAUAACAUAAGGCAGUGGAUGCAUUUUUUGAGACAAUUAGCAGCUCAGACAAUUCACAUCAGUCAUAAAAAAAAAAAAAUCACUGCUUUGUGUUUUUAAAAUGUUCACCUUUUGUUGCCACAACCUUUCUUCAUAUAGAAGGGUUUGGUUCAUGUUUUCAUUCAGUUUUUACUUCAAGUGCCUCUGUGUUUAAUCUGCUCGUUUUCUGUAGGAUCUGCAUCAUUUUUCCUUUAUUAGCUCAAACUGUUUUUGAUUUUUUGUUUUGGCUUUGUUUUUUUCCAUAUAUGAUGUGUUCCUGCAUGCGUUUUAUGGCAGGAGGAGAUAUUAGAGGCUUAGAUGUGGUGAUACACGUGGCACAAUAAAAUGAAAACAGAAAAGAAUUACUCAUUUUGAAUUAUAUUGCAUUUUUAUUUAUCAUUAGUAUGUAUAUCGGUAUGUAUGUGUGUCAGUAUGGCAGUAAGUCACUGUUUUGUGUUUGUGUUAUGAAGAGAACAUGUCCAUUCUAGCUAACAGACUUAUAAAUGAUUAAUCUGGACUAAAGAGAAAAAAAUAACUGAAUAUGAAUAUAUGAAUGAGCUGAAUAAAUAGGUUUUGUAUUUCUGGCUUCAUAAUUUGAAAGAAAAAUUUAACCCUGAUUAAAAAAAACAAACAAACAAACCCACCUUUUUUUUUUUAAAGUAAAUGGUGUUUGAAAUGGUUUAUUUAAUAGUAAGGUUUUGAAAUUUGAAGUUUGUUUUGCUAUUUUGACCAAGUCAUGUAGGGUUAAGUGAGUAAGGAGUCAGUCACACAGGCCUGGAGAUUGGUCCGUGACCAUCUGGCAACCUGUCCCCAGGGACAAAUACAACUGGUUGGUUAAAACCUUGCAGUUGUUUGGGUCAUUAACGCAUUGCUGCAGUCACUGUAGUUUGCGUGGAAUAUGCCAACUUGUCUGCAAACACAAUUUGUUCUCCAAGCUGCUGUGGAACUGAAGAGGGCGAGACACACUGGAAAGAUGGCUCGCCUUCAAAGUAAAGGUUGUGCCAAAACGUGUUGGCUGCAGCACUGAGGCACUAUUUUUAUUUUGCAUCACACUUUAAAGUUUUACUACUGCUCAGUGGUUAGCUGGCGUGUGCUUGCAGGAGUCAGCUUCUUCCGUGCAAACUAAGGGCAACUGUGGCACUCUGCUAGCAGUCAAAGCAAGGAGAGGUUUUUGUGACUGACUUCUUCUGGUGACAGUCGACUUACCAGCCGGUCAGGGAUUAUACACAUCCGAUGGCUCUGAUCACAUUCAGUACGGUGGAUAACUCCUGAGCAAUGUGCACAUGUGACAUCACACCAGAAACCUCAAAUAGACACAAAAUCAUUGAAGGCUUUAAAGCAGAAUAGAAAUAAAAAGGAUUUAUUUACUGCUUUUUAUUUUUCAGUUUAGCUGAAGCAGCUUUUAAAAUGUCCCACUGAAAAUUUUCUGGUUUGCUAGAAGACAAAAGAGUCCUGUUAUGUGUACUGUGUAGUAAAUGUUUAGUAUAUGUGUUUAUAGCAUAUGUGUAUUGUCAAGGUUACUAUGUGAGAAAUGUGUUCAAUACAUUUUGAAAGCCAUAAUUUUUUGCUAGUUGCCUUACAUGCAAAGCUUCUUUCUUUCUUCCUGUCAUCACCAAUAAUGCAAUAAUGCAUUAUGCUGGAAUAUUUCUAGUUAGGAUUGGAAAAUAGAUUUCAACCAAAUCAUUUACAUCUUUUUUGGCAACAAUAAUACAUUUUGUAUUUUUGAUUGUAUGUUUUUAUUCUACUACGAUAAUUUAGAAUCUAUCUUCUGAAAAACUUCUGUGACCUGUCUCAUUAAAAAAAAAAUGAUUCUGGAGAUCCUCUGUGCUCUCAGUUUGACUUGACUGCAAAAUGUAGAGUGAUUGUGCAUUAAAGUAAAACUGAAGACCAAGAAAUGACUGGUCAACAUAACGUCCACCAGAAAAAAAGGAUUCUAGGGAGAACAUAGAAUUGCUGAGAAGAUGAUCGAUAUUUACUGUUAGUGUUUGUUUUUAAUGUGCAAAAAGACACUGUUGAAUUAAAUAUUGGCUGAAAUCAAAUGAAAUUGGUUGAACAAGAUUAGAAAUAUGUUUACUGUAUUCUGGUGUGACCUCUGGCUCCUCUAAGGUAUAUACUCAUAACAAUAACACUGUUUAUGUGAUUAACUGAUCUCUUAGAAUUAACAGUUUUGCAAAUGCACAUGGUGGUUCGCAGUAUGAAUAAAAAUAUGUUAAAA
Messenger RNA from Oreochromis niloticus (Nile tilapia), 8185 nucleotides. RefSeq names its product tetratricopeptide repeat domain 39B (gene ttc39b). Gene Ontology annotation, molecular function: protein binding. The record is from RefSeq and is a predicted model, not a curated record. Bases 349 to 2091 code for a protein of 580 amino acids. The transcript is spliced from 19 exons. NCBI's taxonomy places the organism in Eukaryota, Metazoa, Chordata, Actinopteri, Cichliformes, Cichlidae.